AUGGUUACUAUCAAUUUGGACGCAUAUUUCAUCCACAAACGGUAUGAUGAUGGCCUAUUGCAAUUUUUGAAAAAUGAUAACUAUGAGGAGGCACAUACAUAUCGAUUGACGAUGAAGAACGACGGGAAGUUGGACCAGUUAUAUAAUGUCACUAUGGAUUUGAAGUUUGCUAGUUGGGUUAACGAUGACAAGCAAAAAAUAUUUGACCUGGCAGACGAACAAUUGAGGCUCUUCAACCGGAUUGCUGAAGUUGAGACUGACUGGAUCGUUUAUCCGCUAUACUAUGUUGCUCACCAGUAUUUACAAAUAGCACGCAAGAUUCGAGUAAAAGAUGACAAGAUGGAUAAAAAUGCCUACUUGGAACGGUGUGGUCGUGCCAUUCAUCGUAGUUUUAAUCUGUGCCUGAAUGAUCGUAAUCCAGAAUUGCACGAAGACAGAAAGACGGGAUGUUACCUACUGGCAAACUUAGAAUUCAAACUGUACCAUUUACUAGGAAAUCGAGACAUGAUGAAGAAUUUGGUCAAAGUUUUGCAAAGCCGCGGAGACGAGAUACCGCCAUUGGCACAGAGUUUAGCAGCCUUACACUCCAAGCACUUAGUUAUGUUCAACUACUAUAUGGGCGAAUACUACGGAUGUUACGAAAGUGAUUUCACGAAAGGACAUAGCUUCCUAAGCGAAGCGCUCUUAGAGUGUGCAACAAACAUCUGUGAUAAACAAAUCGACAAGAUACUUAUCCUUCUAAUCCCCUUUGCACUACUCACCACAAGACAAUAUCCGAAUGUAAAUGUGUGGCAAGAAAAACUAACUGACAAUUUUGUUGCCCUAAAAGUACAUGAGCCCAUAGUAAGCUGUCUACUGAACGGAGACCUAAAGACGUACGACACCAAUUUCGCUAAAAACGAAAUCUUUUUCCUACAAAAUGGUCUCUACGUAGCAAUGUCACUGUUACGCGAAUUGGUAUUCUUACGCUUAGUCAAGAACUGCUGGAAAUUUACAGGUAUGCCUAGCGUACUACAAUUACAAGCAGUGGCUACAGCAUAUUCCAAAAGUGCACAGGGAUACAAGAAACGCAAGCCGGCGAAAGCGGACGAUUUGCUACUGGAUGAACUAGAGUGUCAAUUGGCAAACUUGAUAGCCAAGAACCUCGUCAAAGGCUACUUAUCACACGCUAACCGCUGUUUAGUACUAAGCAAGAAGUUGCCCUUCCCAAGUCAAUCGACCUGA
This is a messenger RNA of Torulaspora delbrueckii, 1224 nucleotides long. RefSeq lists its product as uncharacterized. NCBI's taxonomy places the organism in Eukaryota, Fungi, Ascomycota, Saccharomycetes, Saccharomycetales, Saccharomycetaceae. Gene Ontology annotation, molecular function: double-stranded DNA binding; RNA binding. The transcript has a single exon. Gene Ontology annotation, cellular component: transcription export complex 2. The coding region runs from base 1 to 1224 and encodes 407 amino acids. Gene Ontology annotation, biological process: post-transcriptional tethering of RNA polymerase II gene DNA at nuclear periphery; poly(A)+ mRNA export from nucleus; transcription elongation by RNA polymerase II. The record is from RefSeq and is a predicted model, not a curated record.